This is a messenger RNA of Clarias gariepinus (North African catfish), 3230 nucleotides long. RefSeq names its product hematopoietic cell-specific Lyn substrate 1 (gene hcls1). The coding region runs from base 134 to 1864 and encodes 576 amino acids. NCBI's taxonomy places the organism in Eukaryota, Metazoa, Chordata, Actinopteri, Siluriformes, Clariidae. Gene Ontology annotation, cellular component: actin filament; site of polarized growth; plasma membrane. The record is from RefSeq and is a predicted model, not a curated record. Gene Ontology annotation, biological process: regulation of actin filament polymerization. Gene Ontology annotation, molecular function: actin filament binding. The transcript has 18 exons.
UGACGUGAACGCGCAUUUCUCUCCUCGUGCCCGAGCGCAACUUCAGCGACUGCAACUUUUUUUUCUCUCUCUCUCAACAAUUUCUAUUGUUUUUUUUAUUCUAUUUACAUUUUUUCUUCAACACGACCACAAUAUGUGGAAAUCUGUGGUGGGUCACAAUGUGAACGUGAAGGUGGCAUCCGGGGGAGACGACUGGGAAACAGAUCCUGAUUUUGAGAAUGACGUGUCGGAGCAGGAACAGAGGUGGGGAUCAAAAACCAUUGAAGGAUCGGGACGCAAAGAGCACAUCAGCGUGGCUGAUCUCAGACAGAAGGUGUCUAAGGAGCAUGAAGUUGUAAAGAAGAAGGAGGCAGAGGGCGGUCCUAAAGCUUCCUAUGGAUAUGGCGGGAAAUUCGGUGUCGAGAAAGACAGGAUGGAUAAGGAUGCCGUGGGGCACAACUACGUGGCAGACGUGGCGCAGCACUCGUCCCAAACAGACGCAGCCAAGGGUUUCGGGGGUAAAUUCGGUGUACAGAAGGACCGUGUAGACCGGUCGGCUUUGGGUUAUGCGUAUAAAGGGGAAGUCGAGCAACACGCCUCUCAAAAAGAUUACUCUAAAGGCUUUGGAGGGAAGUUCGGCGUGCAGAAGGAGAGAGUGGAUAAGGCGGCUCUGGGAUACGAUUAUAAAGGAGAGACUGAGAAACACGAGUCUCAGAAAGAUUACUCUAAAGGCUUUGGAGGGAAGUUCGGCGUGCAGAAGGAGAGAGUGGAUAAGGCGGCUCUGGGAUACGAUUAUAAAGGAGAGACUGAGAAACACGAGUCUCAGAAGGAUUACUCUAAAGGCUUUGGAGGGAAGUUCGGCGUGCAGAAGGAGAGAGUGGAUAAGGCGGCUCUGGGAUACGAUUAUAAAGGAGAGACUGAGAAACACGAGUCUCAGAAAGACUACGCGAAAGGUUUCGGAGGACGUUAUGGGGUGCAGGCCGACCGCGUGGAUAAGAGCGCCGUCUCCUUCAAUCAGAUGGAGUCUCCCACGUCGUCCUACGAGAAAACCCAACCGCUCGAGGCCCUGAGCUCAGGAGCUGGCAAGCUGAAGUCCCGCUUUGAGAACAUGGCGAAGACGGCGGAGGAGGAGGACAGGAAGCGGGCGGAGGAGGAGAGAGUGAGGAGACAGGCACGAGAAAAGAGAGAAAAAGAGGAGGUGACAAAGAGACAAGAGGUGACCAGCAGUGAGUAUAAGGAGGAGAAACGGAGGCCGCCAGUCAUCCCUGAAGCUGUGAAACCGUCACAGGACUUCAGACCACUUCCUGAAGUCCCCAGAGACUCUCCUGACCCUGUGAUGGAUGAACCUCCUGAGAACGACUACGAUGAGCCCCCGUCACUGCCCCCCCGCUCUGGUGAUCUGUUAGAGGAGGACUCGGCUCCUCCUCCUCUUCCUCAAAGAAACAUUGAUGAAGCAGAAUACGAGGACCUGGGCGUGGCUCACUGCGGCGGGGAAGACGACUCGGCUCCUCCUCCUCUUCCUCACAGGAACAUCGAAGAAGCAGAAUACGAGGACCUGGGGUCGGCUCACUGCGGCGGCGAGGCAGACGACUCGGCUCCUCCUCCUCUUCCUCACAGAGACAUCGAUGAAGGAGAAUACGAGGACCUUGAAUCAGCUCAUACCCGUGCUACUGAGAAUGAUUAUGAGGCUAUAAACACAGGCGGCGGCAGCGGCAGCCAAUCAGCCCGGGCUCUGUACGACUACCAGGGCGAGGCGGAUGACGAGAUCUCCUUCGAGCCUGAUGACAUCAUCACUAACAUCGAGAUGGUGCACGAGGGCUGGUGGAAGGGAAGCUGUCACGGCCGCUUUGGCCUUUUCCCAGCAUCCUUUGUGCAGCUCAUGUAGACCAAACCCACACAACCGCUUCAUAUUUCUGUAGGAAUUACACACUGUCUGUCUUUGGUUUGUUCUCUUACUGACCAUAGGGUUGCCAGAUCUGUACAAAGAAAGCACAAAACCAAAACAGGACAUAAGGUGGAUUUAAUGAGUGAUGUAUUUGAUUUUAUCCUCACACACUCAGUCAGGUGUUGUGUGAGUGUGUGUGUGUGUGUGUGAGUGAGUGAUAAGCAGAUUUGCCAUAAACAGGAAGUCUGAAAGUUAUUCUCCUUUUUAUUAUUAUUAUUAGUAAACCUACUGCCUUUGACCUGGGAUGCACUUUGUUUUUUUUUUUUUUUUAAUGAGAGAAAAAAGUAUUGGCACCCGUCCCCCUGAACUGUGCAUCUCUGCAUCCUAGAACUCCUUACUGUGUGUGUGUGCGCAGAUUUGGCAACACAACCCAAACAAUCCAGUGCAAUAUGUAAGGAAUAAAUCGGCGUGUGUUGUGCUGUUACAGUUAAACAAUCAGUGAUGAAGCACGGCAGAGCUAACAGCUUUACCGAAAGCAGCAUGCCCGAAAGUGGUUCAUUCUUCUUAAAGCACAGCUGCAUGGUUACGUCAUAUUUUCUAUACGUUUAUAGUCAGGUUUCACCUUUAAGCAGUUACUUUCGUUCUCACGUAUGUUCCGUCUGCUACGUAUCAGAGCGAGCGCAUUGGCUACAUCAUACAAAUAUCAUGCUUUUAUACAAACACACCAGCUAAUUCCGACUGAAUCAGAAAGGGGGUGGAGUUUCGAGCAAUUUUCAAUCAGCUAAUUAUAAACCCAAUGAUCUGACGUCACAAGAUUGGUAGACCUAACAUGAACUAGCAUGCUAGUGAAUUUAGCUAGCUGCGAGCACAGUAACAUUAGCAAAGCUUACUAGCAUAGCUAAUGUGGCUGUUAUAUUAUACGACAUUCGUUAAUUCUUUGUUUAUGACUUACUAAUCUGGAGAACUAUGAAGGAAUAGUUAUGAACUAUUUAAGAACUAGUUAUGAUGUCAUGUUCGGUGUGUUAAACGUAAGCCCCGCCCCUUUAGUAAAAUCAGUGAGCUGUGUGUUGAGUCUGUGUGUGAGAUAUUGUGAUGUUUGAUAUGUCGGCGGUGUUUAACUGCUUGUGAUGCAAUAUUUUAUGUAGCUCAUUUAGGGUCACAAUGCUAACUUGCUACACUAUCAUGUACUGUAGCUACGGUCGCUCAGAAUCAUGUUGCUAGCUUAGGGUUUUAAUUUAGGGGUAAAACUAUUUUAGCUGAACAUCAUGUGCAAGAUAAUGUUUUUAAUUCAAUUUUAUUUGUAUAGCGCUUUUAACAAUUGUUUUACAUUUCUAUCACAAAAUAAACUGAAGCUUUAUCAGCAAAA